AUGGAACAAAAAGUUUUUUCUAUUCAAGGAAUGACAUGUACCACUUGCUCAAAUACCCUUUUCAAGUAAUUUUCACCUUAGUGGUCUCUCAAGACUUCCAGGAAUUGAGCACGUUUCUGUGUGUCUUUUAACUGAAAAAGUUCUCCUUAAAGGUCGAAAUCUAAAUCCCGAUAAGAUCAAAUUAACAAUAGAAAAUUUAGGCUUCGAUGUAACUCCUAUUUAGUGCAAUGAAAUAAAAGAGUGAAAUAUCUUGGAUGGAGAGGUCACUUUUGAAUUAAUUGGAAGUGAACUUAUAAAUAAAAGCAAAAUUCAAAGUGUAUUAAAAAAGAAAAAUGGUAUACCUAUUUGCCAGAAAUAGCCCACUAAGGAGAAUUUUUUGGCUCGCCAUUCUUAAAUUUGGUUAGCCAGAAAAUAUAUGGCAUGCCAACGAAUUAGGCAAACCAGCUUGUCCAGCCAACAAAAAAAAUACUCUUUAGUGGGGUAUUCUUGAUAAAUAAGUAUAUAUCAGACGUUGAGUUUUUAGAAAAACCGAAUUUAAUUAAAGUUUUGUAUGUGGCUGAUGCGAUUAAAGCUAGAGAAAUUGCUUAUUUUCUUGAAGAUGCUACGAAUAUGAAAAUUAGUGUAUAUAAUGAAAACUCAAGAAAAGGGGAACUAAUAGAGAAACAACAUAAAACAAUGAGAAUAUGGCUGAAAGAAUUUUUGGGUAGCUUGAUAUUUACAAUACCGAUUUUUAUUUUAGGAAUUGCAGUUACACAACUUGUAGAUAGCGAUAAUUUGGAAAAAGAAAGGACUGGAGAUAAUUUUUUAAUAAAAAAAAAUAAAAAUAGAAAUAAUAAUUAUUUUUGGAAAAAAACAUGGAAAUUGGAGAUAGUCUUCCUGCUUGUAAUUUAGCUAUGUGGUUUUUGGCAACUCCUGUACAAUUUUGAUUUGGGCUUAGAUUUUAUAAAGGAAGCUACAAAUCAUUAAAAAGCGGAAUCGCAAAUAUGGAUGUUUUAAGUUUAAGAUAUCUAUUUAAGUUCCGUACUUUUUGGCCUCAGCCUUGACUACAGCUCCAAAUAACUGUAGGUGGUUCUGCCUAACCGUCAGCCUGCUUCUGUCUCCAAGCCCCUUAGGACCUCUCUAAUCUACACAUACUCAGUCUAGACACGUUCUCUUAAGCUGAGACUCUUAAGAAGUCAUACUUCUCUCACUGACCCCCGAUGUCAGACCUGAUCCUACCCCUAGCUGGGAUUUUUAAUUGCCAUUGAUGUCUUAAUUGUAUUAGGAACUUCAUCAGCAUAUAUAUAUGGUGCUAUAAUGAAUAUGCUUUAUAUUUUUGAUUAUCAGUCUGAUACUAACAUGCAUUAUAUAGAAGCUUCCCAUAGUUUUGAGACUUCUUCCCUCUUAAUUUCUAUUAUUUUAUUAGGAAAAUACCUUGAAAGCCGAUCAAAACAUAAAACUACAGACGCAAUUACAAAACUAGCAAACCUUCAGAUAUCAAGCGCAGUUUUAUUAGAAAAUGGAACUGAAAGAGAAGUAGAUUUAGCUUUAUUAGAAGUAGGAAAUAUAGUAAAAGUGUACCCAGGAUCUUCUAUACCAGUAGAUGGGAUUGUUAUUGAAGGGGACGCAUGAGUCAACGAAGCCAUGAUGACUGGUGAAAGCUCACUUGUCAAUAAAACUAAAAAUUCCAAUGUAUUCGGAGGUACAAUUGUUAACACUGGUGUAAUUUUAGUAGAAAUAAAAAAGCUUGGCAAAGACUCAGCCUUGGCCCAAAUAAUUGAUUUAGUCGAAAACGCCCAAUCCACUAAGCCAGCUAUUCAAAAAUUUGCUGAUAAAAUUUCUAGGAUUUUUGUUCCUUGUGUAGUAUUGUUUGCUAUAAUUACUUGAAUUGUAUGGUUUUGUUUAGUUUAUGGUGAAAAUCAUAAUGCUAUUCAUAUGAUGAAUAAAAUAAAUGAAUGUAAGUUUGUUUUUGCCUUUAAAUUUGGAAUUUCUGUAUUGAUAAUAGCUUGUCCUUGCGCUUUAGGUCUUGCUGUUCCUACAGUUAUUAUGGUAGCUACAGGUGUGGCAACUCGUUAUGGGAUAUUAAUUAAAGAUGGAGAGUCAUUAGAAAACGCAGCUAAAAUCAAAACCAUCGUUUUUGAUAAAACAGGGACUUUGACUAGUGGCAAACCCAAGGUUAAAGAAUUUAUUAUGCUGUUAGCUGAUUACAAUGAAGCAAAUGUUAGAGAAUUAGUCGCUUCAGUUGAAGCUAAUAGUGAACAUCCUGUAGCUAAAGCAAUAUGUGAAGGCAUUAAAAAUGUAAAAAAAUGCCAGAAUUUUCAUAAUAUUGAAGGAGAAGGAGUCACAGGUAUAGUAGAUAACAAAGACAUUUAUGUAGGGAACACAAAAUUAAUGGAAAGAUUUAAAAUCCAAGUUGAUGGAAAAAUCACCAAAAUUAAAGAAAAUUUCGAAAAUAAAGGCCAAACUGUGGUUUUUGCAGCUACAAAUAGGCAGAUUUUAAGCUUAAUCGUGUUAGAAGAUCAAGAUUUGGUUAGACCUGAAGCUCCAAUAGUAGUCAAAGAGCUUAAAACACUUGGCUAUGCUGUAUGGAUGAUAACAGGUGACAAUGAAAGAUGCGCAAAAAGAGUGGCUGAAGCUGUAGGCAUUCCUAUAUGCAAUGUCUUAGCUAAUUGCUAUCCAGCAGACAAAAAAUCUAAGGUUGAGGAGCUGCAGUAUCAAAAUUUAUAUAAAAAACGAACUAAAAGCGUAAUAACUACAACGGAUGUGGAAGACUCAUCAGCCAAACUGACUAAUAAAGCAUCCUAUGGAGGUGUUUUAUUUGUAGGAGAUGGAAUAAAUGACUCUCCUUCUCUUGCUCAAGCUGAUAUUGGGAUCGCUAUUGGAGGUACUGACAUUGCCAUUGAUGCUGCCAGUAUUGUUCUAUUAAAAAAUGACUUAAAAGAUGUACUGAUAGCCCUUGAUUUGACUUCAGUCGCGUUGAGGAGGAUUAAAUACAAUUUUUUCUGGACUUUUAUCUAUAAUAUCAUAGGAAUCCCUAUGGCAGCUGGUGUAAUAUAUAUGAAGACUGGGGUUUAUAUUGAUUCUAUUAUGGCUGCAGCUACGAUGGCUUGUUCAUCUAUUGCUGUCAUUUUUUCUUCACUUUGGCUGAAUAGAUAUAAGCCCCCAAAAUUUCGUAAUUAG
This is a messenger RNA of Blepharisma stoltei, 3159 nucleotides long. Lineage: Eukaryota; Ciliophora; Heterotrichea; Heterotrichida; Blepharismidae. The record is from the annotation of a GenBank genome assembly.